AUGAUCGCUGCUUACUGUCGCGUGUCGAUGAUAGCGGCAGGUGUGUCUGCUACUGUUGCGACAACACGCGGCCAGAGUUUUGCCUCUCGAAGCCUAUUGCUGAGGAGGUUUCCACGUGCGUAUGGCAGCAUAUCCCAGCAGAAACACAGGUAG
Messenger RNA from Symbiodinium natans, 153 nucleotides. Lineage: Eukaryota; Dinophyceae; Suessiales; Symbiodiniaceae. The record is from the annotation of a GenBank genome assembly.